UUUGGUAGAUUCAGUUUCAUAAAUCAAACUUAAAAAAGUUCAAACUCAGUUCCCCCGGCAACUUAUGCUGGCAAAUUAACCUGGUCCGGGGCAGGCUAACUGUCAGGCUAAGUCUGAGUUCAGACUUAACGAGCAUACCAUUUAUACUCACCUGCUGGUAUUUCGAUGUCAUUUUAUUUUACUUAACCACUAUUAGUAUUUUUUUUAAAUAUAAAUAAAUAAAUAAGGAAAUGUACUUUACUAAUAAAUGUAAGAAAUUAUAAGGUAUAAAUACACUAAGAAAUGUUCAAAACUUGUGUGUUUAAUUGGUGAGUUUGGUUAAUGAGUUUGGUAAUUAAUUAAAAGUAUAUAAAUAGGGAGCUGAACUCGUCUCCAAACUUAAUCAUGGCAUGUCCUUUCAUAGAUGAGGUGGUGGAUGAGGGAGCUAUAGUCUUGCGGAGGGCAUUUCAAAGAGAGAGAACUUUCAGAGACAGGUCAGACCAAUUGGCUUUUAAUGACAGCUACCUGUAUGAGCGAUAUAGGUUCUCAAGAGAUGGGAUUGCAUAUAUUUGUAGAUUACUAAGCCCAUACAUUGCAAAUAAUACACGCCGCAACAGAGCGCUCACAGUCCCACAGACGGUGUGCAUUGCACUUCGCUUUUUUGCCAGUGGAACAUUUUUGUACACAGUUGGAGAUGCAGAGAAUAUCAGCAAAGCAUCAGUUUGCCGCUCUGUACGAACUGUGUACCUUUCUUUAAGAAGACUACUCAAUGUGUUCAUCACAUUCCCUGGCCACAAAGCUAUUCGUACCAUUAAACAUGCCUUUUAUGGAAUAGCUGGUAAGUUCAAAUAACUAUAAAACAUGGAAAUAUUUCUUGACUGUUGAUUUUACAUGGGAUAUUUAAAACAAAUAAUUUUCCUAGGUUUCCCAAAUGUUAUCGGUGCAUUGGACUGCACCCAUGUGCGUAUUAAGUGUCCGUCUGGUCCACAUGAAGCGGACUUUGUGAAUAGGAAAUCAGUACACAGCAUCAAUGUACAGAUGAUUAGUGAUGCAGAUUGCAUCAUCACAAAUGUAGAGGCCAAAUGGCCAGGCUCUGUGCAUGACUCCAGAAUCUUUAGAGCCUCAUCUCUCUACCAGCAACUAGCAAGAGGAGAAUUCUCAGGAGUUUUGCUGGGAGACAAGGGAUACCCAUGCCUGCCUUACCUCUUGACUCCCUAUCAGGAGCCCCAGACAGAGGCACAGCACCGCUACAACAUUGCCCAUGCACGCACAAGAGGUCGUAUAGAGAUGGCAUUUGGGCUGAUAAAGUCAAGGUUUCAGUGCCUGAAGCACCUCAGAGUGACUCCACCUAGGGCAUGUGACAUUGUAGUUGCUUGUGUAGUGCUCCAUAACAUUGUCUGAGGAGAGAGAGGCAACC
This is a messenger RNA of Carassius gibelio (silver crucian carp), 1396 nucleotides long. RefSeq names its product putative nuclease HARBI1. NCBI's taxonomy places the organism in Eukaryota, Metazoa, Chordata, Actinopteri, Cypriniformes, Cyprinidae. Bases 871 to 1380 code for a protein of 169 amino acids. The record is from RefSeq and is a predicted model, not a curated record. The transcript has 3 exons.